Molecule: messenger RNA, 932 nt
Organism: Elephantulus edwardii (Cape elephant shrew)
Lineage: Eukaryota; Metazoa; Chordata; Mammalia; Macroscelidea; Macroscelididae
Gene: SAP30BP
Product: SAP30 binding protein
Exons: 11
Coding region: 5-931 (308 amino acids)
Biological process (GO): regulation of DNA-templated transcription
Cellular component (GO): nucleus
Source: RefSeq, a predicted model, not a curated record
UAAGAUGGCGGGGAAAAAGAGUGUCCUGUCGUCUCUGGCAGUUUAUGCGGAGGAUUCAGAGCCCGAGUCUGACGGCGAAGGUGGAGUCGAAACAGCGGGCGGCGCGGCUGAGGAGAAAGGCGGGUUGGUGUCUGAAGCUUAUGGAGAUGAUGACUUUUCUCGCCUUGGAGGUGAUGAAGAUGGCUUUGAAGAAGAGGAUGAUGAGAACAGCAGGCAGUCGGAAGAUGACGAUUCAGAAACCGAAAAACCUGAGACGGAUGACCCAAAGGAUAACGCCGAAGUAGAAAAACGGGACCCUCAAGAACUAGUUGCCUCCUUUUCAGAAAGAGUUCGAAACAUGUCGCCCGAUGAAAUCAAGAUUCCUCCAGAGCCCCCUGGCCGGUGUUCCAAUCACCUACAGGAUAAGAUCCAGAAACUGUACGAGCGGAAGAUAAAGGAGGGGAUGGAUAUGAACUACAUUAUCCAAAGGAAGAAGGAAUUUCGGAACCCCAGCAUCUACGAGAAACUGAUCCAGUUCUGUGCGAUUGACGAGCUCGGCACCAACUACCCAAAGGAUAUGUUUGACCCCCACGGCUGGUCUGAGGACUCGUACUAUGAGGCGUUAGCCAAAGCCCAGAAGAUUGAAAUGGACAAACUGGAAAAGGCCAAGAAGGAGCGAACAAAAAUUGAGUUUGUGACGGGCACCAAGAAGGGCACGACGACCAGCGCCACCGCUGCCACCACCACCACGGCCAGCACGGCCGUCGCAGAUGCCCAGAAGAGGAAGAGCAAGUGGGACUCCGCCGUCCCCGUGACGACGAUCGCCCAGCCCACCAUCCUCACCACCACCGCCACCCUGCCCGCGGUUGUCACCGUGACCACCAGUGCCAGCGGCUCCAAGACCACAGUCAUUUCCGCAGUGGGCACUAUCGUGAAGAAGGCCAAGCAGUGAC